AUGACAACCACAACAAGAAGGGUGGCGGUGAUUGGGGCCGGCCCGUCUGGUGCCAUCACCACCGACGCCUUGGUCAAAGAGCAAGCUUUCGACACCAUUCGGGUCUUCGACAGAAGAGGGGCUAUUGGUGGGACAUGGGUCUACACCCCUCACCUGCCCGCGAAGAUCCCAUCACUGCAAGAUCUCAUCACGGGGAAUGUUGACCAUGCGGUGCCCAUACCAACAAAACUUCCGGCAGAGACCUCGAAGACGGAGAGAAUCAACAAUCAUCAAACACGGUUUUCAGACUCGGCGCUUCAUGAGCACCUUCACAGCAAUAUUAUUCCCUCUAUCAUGAGCUUUACUCGGGAGCCUUUCCCGGACAAGUUGUCGGAGCGGACCCUCGCCAAAUUUGGACCCAGGGCUCCUUUCAGACACCGUGAGGUAGUGCGAGAGUGGGUUCAGGAAAUCUUCGUUCGCAAUGGGAACGACAAACUACUGGAGCUUAAUACGACGGUUGAGCGGGCAGUCAAAAAUGAACAGCAAGAAUGGGUACUGACGCUUCGCAGAGAGACGCCGGGAAAAGAUUACUGGUGGGAAGAGAGAUUCGACGCUCUGAUUGUCGCAAGUGGCCACUACAACAUCCCCUGGGUUCCAGACAUUCCAGGACUGGUCGAUUUUGAUGUGAAAUUCCCUGGGAAAAUUCAGCACAGCAAGCAUUUCAGGGGUCCAGAAAGCUUUGCAGGAAAGCGAGUGGUCAUCGUCGGAGGGUCUAUUUCAUCCCAUGAAGUCCUGCAUGAGAUUCUUCCUAAAGCAAAAAAACCGGUUUUUGCAGCUUUAAGGGGUGAUCCUGUCCCAGCCUUUGGGUGGGCGCCCUUCACACAUCCACACAUUGUUGUCAAGAACGAGAUAACGCGCUUCGAUCCAGAAACUGGAACACUGUUCUUCGCAGAUGGGUCGUAUCUGAAUGAUGUAGACCACGUCAUAUUUGGCACUGGAUACACUUUCAGCUUGCCAUUCUUGCCGGACAUUCAGGCAAGAAUAAAACAGGCUAAUCGCCGGCUGCCUGGGGUCUUCCAACACACAUUUAGUAUUGGCGACCCGAGCUUAGCAUUUGUUGGGAUGCUUGGUGGCGGUUUCACGUUUCGCGUGUACGAGUGGCAAGCAGUUGCCGUGGCAAGACUCCUUGCAGGUCGCGCCCGGCCUCUCCCUUCACGGUCCGACCAGCUUGAGUGGGAACAAAGAAGGGUGGCUGAACUAAAGGGAGGCAAGAACUAUUACUCGAUCGCUUUAGAUUAUGAGGGCUUUUUUGAGUAUCUGCGGUACAUCGCAGGCGACCCUACCCCAGGCACAACAGGCAGGGUACUCCCACCGUUCGACAAAGCAUCUCUGGCUAUAUGGACGGACAUGGUGGCAACCAAGAUCAAGGGAUUCGAAGAAGAUGCUCGCAAAGCAGAGUUGGAGAUUCGAAGCCAGCAAGAACAAGAGGCUCAUCAGCGACUGCAGGAGAUUAUCGGAAACUGGAGUCCCAGAGCAAAGCUUUAA
Messenger RNA from Verticillium nonalfalfae, 1524 nucleotides. RefSeq lists its product as uncharacterized. Lineage: Eukaryota; Fungi; Ascomycota; Sordariomycetes; Glomerellales; Plectosphaerellaceae. The record is from RefSeq and is a predicted model, not a curated record. The coding region runs from base 1 to 1524 and encodes 507 amino acids. The transcript is spliced from 4 exons. Gene Ontology annotation, molecular function: N,N-dimethylaniline monooxygenase activity; NADP binding; flavin adenine dinucleotide binding.